AUGGCAUCGUCAUUUUAUACAUUACGACGAUUACUUAAUAUGGCUCAGAUGUAUCCUCAGAAGAUAGCCAUAGUCCUUGACGAUCAAGGAUGGACAUAUGCCGAAUUGAUUGAACGAGUCGAACACGUUGCAUGUCAAUUGCACCGCCUGAAUAUGGUUAAAGGACAGAUUAUUUACCAAUUUGUCGAGCGCAGUUUUGACAUGGUUUGUGGCAUCCUUAGUAUUAUGUGCGUUGGUGGUGUGUAUUGUCCUUUAAAUCCAUCAGAUCCAACGGAGCGUAUUAUUACACUUCUUGAACAGAUGCAAGGUCAAUAUGUUCUGGUUCAUGAAAAAACACGCAAACGGUUUCCUACAACAUCAGUUCAACAUAUAGUUGGCUUGGAUGUAAUUCUCUCGCCAUUACUUGUUGUCGAAGAUUUGGAUAAGCUUCCAGAUUGUAACGAACAUGGUGCCGUCUACAUCAUUUGUACAUCAGGUACAACUGGCCGACAAAAAGCAGUUGUACAUACCCACAAAAGUUUUGCCAGUAGCACUGCUGCUUUUAUUCAAUGGGAUGCUGGUAUGUACACGAUUCGAGAUCAAAUUCUUCAAGUAGCUGCUUGUUCAUGGAUCUUACAUCUGACGGAACUGUCCUUACCACUAGCUCUAGGUGGUACUCUUGUGCUUUUACGACCAGAUGGCCAUUUAAAUAUGGACUAUUUUUCUCAGACACUCAUAAAUCAACAAGUAACAACACUUACGAUUGGCUCUGGAAUCAUUUCAGCGCUCACUAAUUAUCUCGAAAUGAGCCGACAAUUCAAAACAUUCAAGUUUGUACAUAAUUUGAUUACUGCAGGUGAGACGGUGAAGUCACAGCAAUGGACUAAAUUUACCACUUUUUUAAGCUCAUCCAAUGUUCGAAUCUUUUCCCUCUAUGGUAUGUCUGAAUGUAAUGGCGUCCUUGGAUGCCAACUAUCUGACAUCAACGACACCAUUAUUCCUAUCGGUUAUCCAUUACCAGGCGUUCGAUGUUUACUUGUCAAUGAGCAAUGUGAAGUGAUUAGUAGUACAGGCAUUACAAGUGAAAUUGGUGAAAUACAUAUUGGAGGGCCCACUCUGUUUCACUGCUAUUUGCAUAAUCCUGAGCAGACUACGAAAAUGUUUACCACCAUUGACAAUGAAGUUUAUAUGAAAACAGGUGACUUAGCACGAUACAAUGCAAGAGGUCAACUCGUUCAUGCUGGACGUAUUGAUUUUCAACUUAAAAUACGUGGUCAAAGAGUGGAAACAUGUGAAAUUGAAAAUACAAUUACAACUUGGUCUCCUACAAAAACCUCUAACUGUCUUGUCACUAAAUUGUCGGAAAAAGAUGAUUUGCUUGUUGCCUAUAUAAUCUCAAAUGAUUCAGAAGUUAACAUUGAAGAGAUUAGAGCUUAUUGCAAUAAACGUCUUCGUCAAUACAUGGUUCCAUCUUAUUUUAUUGUACUCGAGAGGUUUCCACUUAAUGCCAAUGGAAAAAUCGACAGAAAGCAACUUCCCUUACCUACAAAAGGCGACGAUCUCCUAGCUAAUUUCACUCGUACCGAAGAUCAACCGAUGUCGCGAUUAGAAGAGAGAAUACAUAGUUUAUGGUGUUCUGCAUUACGAGUUAAUGCUGUUCCUCGUCAUAUGAAUUGUUUUGCAUUAGGUGGCUCGUCUCUUUCGUUAAUGCAACUUUUUAAUUAUUACCAAUUUCACUUGGCUCCAGAUGAACAACUCAAUGUACAUGAUUUUUUCAUUAAUCCAACUAUUGCAAAUCAUGCUCAGCUUGUAAUAAAUAGCCAACCAAGAAUGCAUACAUCUUGCAGCCCACUUCAUCUAGUACAAGGUAUACUCUUUUUUACAAAAUAG
Messenger RNA from Adineta ricciae, 1869 nucleotides. The record is from the annotation of a GenBank genome assembly. Lineage: Eukaryota; Metazoa; Rotifera; Eurotatoria; Adinetida; Adinetidae.